Messenger RNA from Alosa sapidissima (American shad), 1128 nucleotides. Its product is annotated as interferon-induced protein 44-like. Bases 221 to 1072 code for a protein of 283 amino acids. The record is from RefSeq and is a predicted model, not a curated record. NCBI's taxonomy places the organism in Eukaryota, Metazoa, Chordata, Actinopteri, Clupeiformes, Clupeidae. The transcript has 8 exons.
UGCAAAUAACCUGAUGGACAGAAUGCUGCUACACAUUAAAUAGACAGAUGACAUCAGAGCAGACGUGAGAAUCUGCGAUCAGGAACAUUUAUCUUUGCAGAGGGAGUCGUUCUGUUCGUCACUAUUGGAUUGAUAUUCGUUAGUGCUGGCUGUUCAGGUGGACAUUUUCUGUGGAUAAUUCAAAUUACAGAGGGGGACUAAAAUCUAUAUAAAGGACAAAAUGGGGGAUUUCUGGUCUAAAGAAUCACCUCCAUCUGAACAAUUGAUGGAAACUGGCUGGUGUGAAAUCAACUGGGGGACACUUCAAAACAAUGAGAUGAAGAAGAAUCUGAGGAAACUUCAACUUAAGAAUCCUGCUGUUCAGCAUCUCCACAUCCUUGUGAUUGGCCCUGUUAGAGCUGGAAAGUCCAGCUUCAUCCAGUCUGUAAACAGCGUCUUCAAGAACAGGAUGGUCAAUGCUGCUUGCACAGUGGCAGCUGGUGGCAAAAGCUUUACUAAGACAUAUACAACAAAUCCAUUUGAGGAUGAAGGAAGGAAUCUGCCAUUUGUCAUCAGUGAUGUCAUGGGUUUGGAAAAAGGAAGGGAUUCUGGAGUGCAGCCUCGUGACAUCAUCAGCGCUUUGAAAGGUCGCAUCAAAGAGGGCUACACGUUUAAUCCUGUAAAGCCAUGCUCAGAAGAAGACACAGGAUACAACAGCCGCCCAACUGUAAAUGACAUGGUUCACUGCUUGGUGUUCGUCAUUCCAGUUAGUGGCUGUAUGGACAAUGAUCUUAUCAGGAGGAUGCAAAACAUUAGACAAAUAGCUUGUGAUUUGGGGAUCCCUCAGGUGGUCAUCUUGACAAAAGUGGACCUGGCUUGUCCUCAUGUGAAGGAGGAUAUCAAACUUGUUUACAAGAGCCAGACCAUCUAUCAAAAGAUGCAAGCAUGUAGCGAUGCCUUUGGAGUCCCCAUGAGCUGCAUCUUCCCAGUGAAGAACUACCAUGACGAGAAGCAGCUGAACCUUGAUAUGGAUUCAGUGCUUCUGUUCACACUGACACAGAUCCUGAACUAUGCCAAUGACUUUGUGGCAUAGGCGAUUCUAGUUUUUUUUUUUUUCAGGGGUGCUCAAGCUAUUUUUGAAUUGAGACC